UCUACUACUCUGCCCUCAGUUACGAAGAGCAAGGCUCGACUGCAGUUCACCUUCCCAGAUAUACCCCACUUCCAUUCUUUUUAGAUUUGUUGUUGUUUGUCUUUGAAGAACUUUCCAAGAUGAAGUUCCUCGCUGCUACCCUCCUUGCCGCCACGGCUUCGGCUCACUACACAUUCCCGGCCCUUGUUGUCGAUGGAAAAGCUACCAACCAGUGGCAGUACGUUCGUAAGACUACGAACUUCCAGUCCAACGGCCCUGUCACAGAUGUCACCUCUUCCCAAAUUCGCUGCUACGAACUCAGCCCCGGCACAGGCGCCGAGACCUACGAAGUAGCCGCCGGCUCCACUAUCGGCUUCACCGCCCAAACCUCCAUCUCGCACCCGGGAACCCUCCAAUUCUACGCCGCCAAGGUCCCCGACGGCAAGACAGCCGCGAACUGGGACGGCAGCGGCAACGUGUGGUUCAAGCUCUUCGAGCAAGGCCCCACCAUCUCCAACGGCGCCCUCAGCUGGCCCUCGGACGGCAAGCAGCAAGUCUCGAUCCCCAUCCCCAAGUCCCUCCCCUCGGGAGAGUACCUUUUCCGCGUCGAGCACAUUGCUCUACACUCGGCCAGUUCGGCUGGCGGUGCCCAGUUCUACAUUUCCUGCGCACAGGUCAAGGUCACCAACGGUGGUAACGGAAGCCCUGGUCCCCUUGUCAGCUUCCCUGGUGCCUACAAGGCCACCGACCCGGGGAUCAUGAUCAACAUCUACUACCCCAUCCCCACUAGCUACACUCCUCCUGGCCCCAAGGUCUGGAGCGGUUAA
Molecule: messenger RNA, 806 nt
Organism: Periconia digitata
Lineage: Eukaryota; Fungi; Ascomycota; Dothideomycetes; Pleosporales; Periconiaceae
Source: the annotation of a GenBank genome assembly